Messenger RNA from Balaenoptera musculus (blue whale), 4678 nucleotides. It is a transcript of the gene KLHL8, whose product is annotated as kelch like family member 8. The coding region runs from base 683 to 2542 and encodes 619 amino acids. Gene Ontology annotation, molecular function: protein binding. NCBI's taxonomy places the organism in Eukaryota, Metazoa, Chordata, Mammalia, Artiodactyla, Balaenopteridae. The transcript has 13 exons. The record is from RefSeq and is a predicted model, not a curated record.
GACGCUAGGCACCGGCUGGGCUCGGCGAGGCCGCGCAAGAGAGCGCGCGUCCGUCGGGUUCUCGCGCGGGGCUGGUGCGGCGCCGCUCGGGGCUGCGGGAACCUGGUAGCGCGGCUGCAUCCUUGGCGAGGCCGGGAGGAACCGAGCGGAAGGACGAGCCGAGGACUGAGGUUGAUACUUGCUCGACUCUUGGUGUUCUUCAUUUUCGUUCUAUGAGGAAAUCCUUUUCCUCCACCUCUCUCGAGUCUUGAUCCUGCCAGAGGGUAGACUUGGUGAACAAGAUUUUGCAAGCCUCUGCAAGUCCACCAGUCACUGAACGCCACACUUCCUCGCAAGCUCUAUGUAAGAUUAGCAAUGUGCUCUACUCAGAGGGACUAUGCCUGACCAGCAUGGCUCUUCCUGAAGCAUGUGGGAUCUUAACUCCCCAACCAAGGAUUGAACCUGCACCCCCUGCAUUGGAAGGCAAAGUCUUAACCACUGGACCGCCAGGGAAGUCCCUCGGCUAAGUACUAUAGAGUGAGUGUCUUAGGUCUCAGCUAACUGGACAAUGGCAGUUGAGUAGGUUUUGAAAAAUGUCUGAAGUUUAAUGGACUGCAUCUACCUUCUGCCUUUUCCCCAUCCUUUACAAAAGAAUAAAUGGGAUGUUUGAGAAGAGAGCUGUAUUAAAAGAAGAGUGUUACAAAUGGCUUCAGAACCUGUGAAUGCAAAACAAGCUAGGAAUCACUUCACAAAGGGGAAAAGGCAACAGCACCAGCAAAUAAAGAACAGAUCUUCACUUGGUGAUGGUGAUGGAGAAGACUCCUUUAUCUUUGAAGCAAAUGAAGCUUGGAAAGAUUUUCAUGGUUCUCUUCUUCAGUUUUAUGAAAAUGGAGAACUCUGUGAUAUCACAUUGAAGGUUGGCUCAAAGCUAAUCUCUUGUCACAAACUGGUAUUGGCUUGUGUUAUUCCCUACUUCAGAGCUAUGUUUCUCUCUGAAAUGGCUGAAGCCAAGCAAACACUGAUUGAGAUCAGAGAUUUUGAUGGUGAUGCAAUAGAAGACUUGGUAAAAUUUGUCUAUUCUUCACGACUCACUUUGACUGUUGACAAUGUCCAGCCUCUCUUAUAUGCAGCCUGUAUUCUACAGGUUGAACUGGUGGCUAGAGCUUGUUGUGAAUACAUGAAGUUACAUUUUCAUCCCUCCAAUUGUCUGGCAGUAAGAGCCUUUGCAGAAAGUCACAAUCGAAUAGACUUAAUGGACAUGGCAGAUCAGUAUGCCUGUGAGCAUUUUCCUGAAGUGGUGGAGUGUGAAGACUUUGUAAGUGUGUCACCCCAGCAUCUCCAUAAGCUUUUGUCCUCCAGUGAUCUAAAUAUUGAGAAUGAAAAGCAGGUCUAUAGUGCAGCCAUCAAGUGGCUUCUUGCCAAUCCUCAGCAUCAUUCCAAAUGGUUGGAUGAAACACUUGCACAGGUUCGUUUGCCGCUGUUGCCGGUUGAUUUUCUUAUGGGUGUUGUGGCAAAAGAACAGAUUGUCAAACAAAAUCUAAAAUGUAGAGAUUUAUUGGAUGAAGCAAGAAAUUACCACCUUCACUUGAGUAGCAGAGCAGUACCUGACUUUGAAUACUCCAUUCGGACUACCCCAAGGAAACAUACUGCUGGUGUGCUAUUUUGUGUAGGUGGUCGAGGUGGAUCGGGUGACCCCUUUCGCAGUAUCGAAUGCUAUUCUAUCAACAAAAACAGUUGGUUCUUUGGACCAGAAAUGAACAGUCGAAGGCGACAUGUGGGUGUAAUCUCAGUGGAAGGUAAAGUGUAUGCAGUGGGUGGACAUGAUGGAAAUGAGCAUUUAGGUAGUAUGGAGAUGUUUGAUCCUCUCACUAAUAAAUGGAUGAUGAAGGCAUCAAUGAACACAAAGAGGCGAGGAAUUGCCUUGGCCUCCUUGGGAGGCCCAGUUUAUGCAAUUGGAGGGUUAGAUGACAACACUUGCUUCAAUGAUGUUGAGAGAUAUGACAUAGAGUCUGAUCAGUGGAGUACAGUGGCACCAAUGAAUACUCCCCGUGGAGGAGUUGGCUCUGUGGCUCUUGUGAACCAUGUUUAUGCAGUAGGUGGCAAUGAUGGAGUAGCUUCUCUGUCUAGUGUGGAGAGGUAUGAUCCACAUCUCGAUAAAUGGAUAGAAGUUAAAGAAAUGGGUCAGCGAAGAGCAGGCAAUGGAGUUAGUGAGCUCCAUGGUUGCUUAUAUGUUGUUGGUGGUUUUGAUGAUAAUUCUCCUCUGAGUUCAGUUGAGCGGUAUGAUCCUCGAAGCAACAAGUGGGAUUAUGUAGCAGCCCUUACCACUCCCAGGGGUGGAGUGGGGAUCGCAACAGUGAUGGGCAAAAUCUUUGCAGUUGGUGGUCAUAAUGGCAAUGCAUACUUAAAUACGGUAGAAGCAUUUGAUCCAGUGGUGAACAGGUGGGAGCUUGUUGGAUCUGUGUCUCACUGCAGAGCUGGAGCAGGUGUAGCUGUGUGUGCCUGUUUAACUAGCCAAAUUCGAGAUGUAGGUCAUGGGUCCAGUAAUGUGGUUGACUGUAUGUGACUUGAGUUCCAGCCACCAACAAUUUAAUAACAUCUGAUAGGCAAGAAAGACUACCAGGAUUUUGUAAUGGCCACCUUUGAACAGUUUUAACUACUACUAGAGUCUCAUUUAAAUGUAAACUGUUGUAUUGCGACUAAGUGCAACUUUUGAAAUGGUAGCUGAAACUACUAGUAAUAAAGUUGAUACUUCCCACUUUAACAAAUAAUGAAGUAGGGAAGGAAGACACUCUAACCUGAAACCAUAUCUCCUCCAAAAUAAAUGUGUUUAAAGGAGUGCCAAAACCUUGAAAUUCCUUUUUUUUAAAAGUGUGGAUGAAUCAAAAUGUAAAAUGAAGUCAUUUGCUGAGCUUUACCUUUUGCCUAAAGGUGUUAACCUUAGGCAGUGGAUUUUUUCUAGAGGGGAGAUUGGAACCUAUUCAUCAACACAAGGAUAUCAGGACACAUAACAGACCUGCUCCAUUUGAAGAUCUUUUCUACUUGGUGCUGAUGAAUUUAUGCCUUGCUUUUUUCUAGGUGUUGAGUUUUCAAUUCCUUGGAUAUUUACAGAAAUAGGAAAAAUGUUUCAUCUUUCUGAGUGCCCUUUGGUUGUGUUUUCAGAAGCUUAUAGGAAUGCUGUAGGAAGCCCUUAAUUUCAGUUUGAAUUGUUAGGACACCAAAAGAUCUAACUGAACUAAUUCCCUCUGAAUGAAUCUGCAGUUUUAUUUUUUCAUUGCAUGCCGAAAGGAUUUGUUUCAUAAUCAAAAAUUGAACCAGAGGGGAUAUUAGAGAAGAAAGCUUUAAAGUCGACAUUAUUCUAGUGCCCAUUCGAGAGCCUUGAGAGGGGAUGGUGUCCAUUACAUGACUCCCUAAUGAGGAGACUCCAAAAAUAUGUUUAACGCUCUUCUUUGAUUUAGUCAUUUCAUUUUGAACCCAAGAUUUAUUAUCUUUCUAUUUUGCUAUUUGCCACCAUCAUAGUUUUUCUAAACUGUACAGAGUCUGGAUUUAUUUAUUAUCAGAAAAUGAAUGCAUUUUUACAAAAACCCUUUAUAGACUGUAGUUGAACUGUUGAUUACUUCAAGUCCAUCAUUACCAAUAAAAGAUAUUGUAAAAAUGGAAAGAUUGAAACUGUUUUUCCUGUUAUAUUUAAUUCUCUCCAGUAUAUUUAUUGAACUUUAAUUGAAAAUAUUUCUUUACAUUACUUUAAAGCCCAGGAUAUUGAUACACCUACUGAUCUAACAGCUCUUCAUGGUUUUACCAGCAUUAUAAAGUGGCUUAUUUGUUAUAUGUAUAUAUUUUUAUAAAUAUUUAUGAAGAAUAUUAAAAUAUUAUAUUUUGUAUUUGCAGUGCAAGUUUGGUACCUCUCUUUUAGGCCUUCCUAAAUUUUCCUUUAGUCAUGCCUUAGAAUUUAGUAUAGUUUACUGCUGUCAGUCAUCUUGUUCACAAGGAAGCUGGGGCAGUGAAGAACACUAUUCCAUCUGUCCAGCCCUGAAGUUCAUUGCCUAGUAGCUGUGAUGGUCCUUAUUAAAUGGCAACCUAGGCUUGUCAGUACAGUAAGGCAGAAGGCCACGUUACAAAAGCCAGUGCCUUGGGUAUAUUAGAUCAAAAAAAAAAGAAAAAGUUGUAAGUGGGCUCAGCUAGCAGAUAAAGGUCUAUCGUGAAGCAGAUUUAAAUGUUCCCAGUUUUUUGCUGUCACCCUGUGGGCAAGUCCGUAAGUCAUUGCUGGAUCUAAACCAGUGUUCUCUUGUACAAUUGUAACCGUAUUUCAGUCAAUCCCAAAAGCAUUUAACUCCGUAGCACUCAGUGGACUGGCUACAACUGGCUGGAUGUGGAGAAUAAGGCUCAAAACCUGGCUUCAGCUAUUUCUUAUGUCUAAUGGAGUUCUUGUAUUAUAAUGCUUGUCUAGGUAUGGUUACUAGUGUGUUACAUGUAUUUUGUGUGGGGGAGGGGAUCUUUUAUUCUUUCUAAGAUUAUUUAAAAUGUUUUUUUCUUUAACAUAUUUCUGCCUUUGUCAUGUGUAUAGCAUUUAGGAACAUAAAGGUGUUACAUUUCCAUUACUGGUUUUAUCUAUACAGUAGUCAUCUAACAUUACUAAGUUGGUACCCUAGCUACCCAUAAAGUACGAACUACUCAUAAGGGAAGUAAAGUGAAGUAAAUGGAA